Messenger RNA from Zophobas morio, 1492 nucleotides. RefSeq names its product trafficking protein particle complex subunit 13. Lineage: Eukaryota; Metazoa; Arthropoda; Insecta; Coleoptera; Tenebrionidae. The transcript is spliced from 6 exons. The record is from RefSeq and is a predicted model, not a curated record. The coding region runs from base 185 to 1405 and encodes 406 amino acids. Gene Ontology annotation, cellular component: TRAPPIII protein complex.
AUUGACAGUCAAUAUUAACAACUGACAAUCGCAGUCUAACCUAUAUCAAAAAACCAGGACCGAUUUUAUCCUUUUCCAGUUGUUAACAAUAGUUUAAAAAACGUAGCAACGUCGUUUUGUGUUGUAACCUUAAAGAGAAAACAUUGAACUUAUAAGUAAAAAGUUAUAACUCAAUUGAUCUAUAAUGGAACCAGAGGAGCAUUUAUUAGCAUUGAAAGUAAUGCGUCUGACUCGACCUACAUUGGCCUGUCCCCUGCCUGUAACUUGUGACAGCAAAGACCUACCAGGAAACUUAUUAAACCUUGCACUCCAGCAAGACCCUACUGCUGUCAAAGGAACUGAAACACUCUGCACAGGCCAAUUUUUGCUUCUACCUCAAAGCCCUGUUAACAUUUACUUAGGAGAAACCUUCUCUAGCUACAUUUGCGUUUACAGUGAAACUCAACAGACUGUUAGCAAUGUGACUGUGAAAGUUGACUUACAGACUAGUUCACAGCGACUACCACUAUCUAUUAAUCCACCAACGCCCCAGCUUACACCUGAAGAAACAGUCAAUAUUGUCAUCCACCACGAAGUGAAAGAAAUUGGAAAUCACAUACUUGUUUGUGAGGUUUCAUACCAAAAUGCUGCUGGAAUGUUAAAAUCAUUCAGGAAGUUUUUCAAAAUACAAGUUUUGAAACCACUUGACGUGAAAACAAAGUUUUAUAACGCGGAAAAUGAUGAUGUGUAUUUGGAAGCGCAGGUACAAAAUAUAACAGCAGGACCUAUUUGUUUGGAAAAAGUGGCAUUAGAUGCGUCUCAUUUAUUUAAAGUUACAUCUCUCAAUGUAGCCCCAACAGGUGAUAGCAUAUUUGGAAAAACAACUCUUUUAAGUCCACAGUCUAUUUGCCAGUUUUUGUACUGCUUAUCACCCAAUGACAAACUGUCAUCUGAUUUAAAGAGUUUAAGUGGCGCCACCAACAUUGGGAAACUAGACAUUGUGUGGAGGUCAAACUUGGGGGAAAGAGGGAGACUGCAGACAAGUCAGCUGCAACGCAUGGGACCUGAUUAUGGAGAUAUUCGGCUAUCUGUCACUGAAUUACCAAACUUUGUGGUUCUGGAAAAAUUAUUUACUUUUAAAUGUAAAUUAGUUAAUAACUGUGAAAGAACUGUAGACUUAACGUUGUAUUUGGAAAAUUCUGAUGGACUUGUUUGGUGUGGAAUUUCUGGACAAAAAUUGGAAUCGUUAACGCCACAUUGUACAAGAAUUAUAGAAUUUAAAGCGAUGCCGUUGAUUCCAGGUUUACACACCCUUUCUGGUAUUAAAUUGGUAGACACAUUCCUCAAAAGAACUUACAGUUAUGAUGACUUGGGUCAGGUCUUUGUGAUUAUAGAUGAAAAUGGCGAAUAUGGAAAAUGUAUUUAAAACAAUAUUAUGCAGUAUAUAAUUGUAAUAUAAAUUAUCAUACAUGUCUUGAAAGCAUAAGCCAAAAUAAACUGAAUUAGUACCUUU